This is a messenger RNA of Sciurus carolinensis (gray squirrel), 2556 nucleotides long. RefSeq names its product poly(A) polymerase beta (gene Papolb). Gene Ontology annotation, cellular component: nucleus. The transcript has a single exon. The record is from RefSeq and is a predicted model, not a curated record. Lineage: Eukaryota; Metazoa; Chordata; Mammalia; Rodentia; Sciuridae. The coding region runs from base 83 to 2002 and encodes 639 amino acids. Gene Ontology annotation, molecular function: poly(A) RNA polymerase activity; RNA binding.
CCUAGCGGAUCAUGAGCCGGGCGGCGGCCGCCCAGGGCGCGGUGGCGGGCCAGGUGCCUGGGCGGCGCCGGCGCUAGGCGCGAUGCCGUUUCCCGCGGCGGGCCCGGGAGCGCCGCUGGCGCCGCCGCAACCCUGCGGCAUCUCCUCGGCGAUCAGCCUGGCCGCCCCCAGGGACACGGACCACGAGCUCACGCAUAAGCUGGUGGAGACCCUGAAGCCCUUCGGGGUGUUCGAGGAGGAAGAGGAGCUGCGGCGCAGGAUUCUAAUUUUGGAAAAGUUGAACAACUUGGUGAAGGAGUGGAUACGCGAGAUCAGUGAAAGCAAGAGUCUUCCGCAAGCCGUGACGGAAAGUGUCGGGGGUAAAAUCUUCACGUUCGGCUCGUACCGCCUGGGCGUGCACACGAAGGGAGCUGACAUCGACGCGCUGUGCGUCGCGCCGAGGCACGUCGACCGAAGCGACUUUUUCACCUCAUUCUACGAUAAAUUGAAACUACAGGAAGAAGUAAAAGACUUAAGGGCUGUUGAGGAGGCAUUUGUGCCAGUGAUCAAACUCUGUUUUGAUGGGAUAGAGAUAGAUAUUUUGUUUGCAAGAUUAGCAUUGCAGACUAUUCCAGAAGAUUUGGACCUAAGAGAUGACAGCCUGCUUAAAAAUUUAGAUAUUAGAUGCAUAAGAAGCCUAAAUGGCUGCCGGGUAACUGAUGAAAUUUUACAUCUAGUACCAAACAUUGACAACUUCAGGCUAACUCUGAGAGCCAUCAAAUUAUGGGCCAAAUGCCACAAUAUCUAUUCCAAUAUAUUAGGUUUCCUUGGAGGUGUUUCCUGGGCUAUGCUAGUAGCAAGAACCUGCCAGCUUUAUCCAAAUGCAAUAGCGUCAACUCUUGUCCGGAAGUUUUUUUUGGUGUUUUCUGAAUGGGAAUGGCCAAAUCCAGUGUUACUAAAAGAGCCUGAAGAACGAAACCUUAAUUUACCUGUGUGGGACCCAAGAGUAAAUCCCAGUGAUAGGUACCAUCUUAUGCCUAUAAUCACACCAGCAUACCCACAGCAGAACUCCACUUACAAUGUUUCAGUUUCAACCAGGAUGGUCAUGAUUGAGGAGUUUAAGCAAGGGCUUGCUAUCACACAUGAAAUUUUGCUGAAUAAGGCAGAGUGGUCCAAACUUUUUGAAGCUCCAAGCUUCUUUCAAAAGUACAAACAUUAUAUUGUACUUCUGGCAAGCGCACCAACAGAAAAACAACAUCUAGAAUGGGUGGGCUUGGUGGAAUCAAAGAUCCGAAUUCUAGUUGGGAGCUUGGAGAAGAACGAAUUUAUUACACUGGCACAUGUGAACCCCCAGUCAUUUCCAGCACCCAAAGAAAAUCCUGACAAGGAAGAAUUUCGUACAAUGUGGGUGAUUGGGUUAGUGUUAAAAAAGCCAGAAAAUUCAGAAACUCUCAGUAUUGAUCUCACCUAUGAUAUUCAGUCUUUCACAGAUACAGUUUAUAGGCAAGCAAUAAAUAGUAAGAUGUUUGAGAUGGAUAUGAAAAUUGCUGCAAUGCAUUUAAGAAGAAAGGAACUUCAUCAACUACUUCCUAAUCACAUUCUUCAGAAAAAGAAAACACCUUCGGCAGAAGGUAUAAGAUUGACAGCUGUGAAUGACAGCAGCCUCCACUUGACUGUAGAUGAUGAAAACAGCAUGUCUGUGCCUUUACCUAUGGGUGCCACAAAGACUGGCCCAUUGACUGGCAACCCUCAGGAAAGAAGCAGUCCUGGCCUGGCUAUAAUGGCAGCAUCUGUGACCAACAUACAGGCUCCUGAAGUUCCCUUGCAACACAUGAAUCCCAGUGAAAGCUCAGGGGUUGCAUUGAGUGAAAACAUUCCUCCAGCUCCCUCACAGCCUACCAUUUCUCCACCACCAAAGCCCACAGUCACCAGAGUUGUUUCUUCAACACAUCUGGUAAAUCAUCCACCUAGACCUUCAGGAAAUGCAGCAACAAAUAUACCUAAUCCUAUAGUAGGAAUGUAGAGGGCAUUCUCACCUCAUAAAGACAAAACCAGACAGAAGGGCAACAACCAGAUAAGUACAGCUCCUUUAGAAACUAAGCAGACAGUAACUUCUCUGUUGGCCUCUCAGGAAACAUCUGGCUCAGAUGUACCCAGUAUCCCUGUUCUCUCUCCAGAUCCUAUUCCUGUUAUCAAGAAUCCAGUAAAAUGGAUUGAAUGGAUAAAGACAACCACAAGGGCCCAUAAACAAUAUCUGCCAACUCAACCUGUUGUCUUCAAGUGCUAAAGAAGAACAAGGGUACCAGACUCUAGAUAUGACUUAAAAGAUUAAUGUUCAUUUGGUAACUUCCUUUACUGACCUAAUCUUGAUCUGAAGUCCAGAUUAGUAUGUGAAGCUAGAAGUACCGUUACUAAUGCCUCAGAUUAUUUGUGUUAGUCCCAGUACAUUAACUAUUUCAAAGAGAAUACUACUCUUAAAAGAAAAAAAAAGAUGAGAAAAGAAUAGAAAAAGAAAAAACCUCCCAGCUAUAUUUGUACCCAUGACAUCUGGACUGAUUUUAUGUUUGAUGCAUUUUG